AUGUCUGAGAACCACCCGAUUCAAGCACCAACCGAUGAAGAGUUGGAAGAACUGACCCAACUACGGACCCGGCCGCUCGAGCGAGCCUUUUACCGCGCAACAAUCGUGCGCGAGGCCCAGGAGAUCCUAGAUUGCUAUGACUUCCUUCUGAACAUCAAUCAGUAUAUCCUCUACCCGGAAUACCUGGAGCUAGUGAUAAAUCUUCUUCGCCAAAGAUGGAUCAUCCUUUUGGAUAUGUUAAGCGAACUGCGAGCCGAAGAGGAACGCGACCAGGAGACGGUAGGGCUUUGGGAGGACUAG
Molecule: messenger RNA, 300 nt
Organism: Penicillium coprophilum
Lineage: Eukaryota; Fungi; Ascomycota; Eurotiomycetes; Eurotiales; Aspergillaceae
Exons: 1
Coding region: 1-300 (99 amino acids)
Source: RefSeq, a predicted model, not a curated record